This is a messenger RNA of Parnassius apollo (apollo), 969 nucleotides long. The record is from the annotation of a GenBank genome assembly. Lineage: Eukaryota; Metazoa; Arthropoda; Insecta; Lepidoptera; Papilionidae.
AUGGCGUCUCCGAAGCCCCAAGUUUCGUGUUCUGCUGUGCCGUCUGUAGAAUUGAGUGUAGUGAAAGUGUUGGACUCUGAUGAGCCACUUGUCGCGAGCUCUUCUGCAGGCACCCCCUGUGUGCAAGUGUUGGACUCUAGUGAGCCACUUGUGCCCAUGACUGUGCUAUCGAAAUCAAUAGCUGGUAGUUCCCGCGCCACUGUUCCCAGUACCGUGUCGGUACUGCCGCCUGCGUCUCCAACGUCGUCUGAGAGCAGCGUGGCUGAUGCGGAACCUCAAGCUCCUGGUUCGUCUGGCCGAAGAGUCCACUACUAUGCCGAGGAAAUAAGGUGCCAUUGGAACAUGUAUAAAAUCAUAACCCGGCUCAACACCCCAGCUCAGUGCAUUGCAUUUGCUGAAGAGCAUAGGCUCCUUCCUACAGAAAAAAUGUGCUCAUAUCAUAGGAGACCUAUGGCGUUAAGCUCCAGCAGUAAGACUGGUCAGCUUGGCAUAUUUCGAUGCAGGAAGAGGCAAAAAGGGGGAGUAGUUGGAGGUUUUGCGUAUCGGGCUAGGUUGCAUCGUCUUUUUGCUGAGCUGGAGCCAUCUAUAACCGUCACAGAGCAAAACCUGGCAGACCGAGUUCGAUAUAUCACGCGCUUAAAUAUAUUUGAUGUCACCGAACUCGAACGGCUACGACGUGAGGCUGUUCCCUCAUCGGAUGAAAAUGCUACGGCUGAGGAUGCGGCGCCACAAAUUGCAGAGCAACCCGCAAACGUGGAUGCCGCCGUGAAUACCCCAGUUGUGGUUGAUUCAAUCGAUGAUGGAACAGUCGCCCAGGAACUGGAAUUAGAGCAUAUGAGGAGUACAUUGGAAGAGGCGAUUCUGGAAAUGCGCAGUACACCUCUCGAAAAUCGACCGCGACUUCCCCGCAUAGUCUUUAGCAAGCGGAAUAUUUGGAAGCCAGCCGGGACCUUUGCGAGACGGACUUAA